CCGAGGCGCUGAGGGGCCGGCAUCCGCCCAGAGGCACCGCCCGCGCACUUACCAGCGCCCCGCGGAGGCGGCCGCGGGCAGCCGGUGUCACCCGGCGGGACGAUGACCCAGCGCCGGGAGCCGAGCGCCCAUCUGGACGAGGAGCUGCGAGCGCUGGGGUGGUAUCAUUAUAACCUUACUCGACACGCAGCAGAAGCCCUGCUUCUUUCCAAUGGGAAGGAUGGAAGCUAUCUCUUGAGGAAGAGUAACGAAAGGGAAGAUUUGUAUUCCCUCUCUGUAAGGGGAAAGGAUUCUGUGAAACAUUUUCAUAUUGAAUAUACAGGAACAUCACUCAAAUUUGGAUUUAAUGAAUUUUCCAGCUUGAAGGAAUUAGUCAUGCAUUUUGCAAAUCAGCCUUUAAUUGGAAGUGAAACAGGAACCUUAAUUGUAUUGAAGCAUCCCUAUCCACAUGAAGUGGAGGAGCCAUCUAUUUAUGAGUCUGUCCGAGUUCACACAGCAAUGCAGACAGGAAGGACAGAAAAUGAUCUUGUUCCAAAUGCUCCCUCACUUGGUACUAAAGAAGGAUAUUUGAUAAAACAAGGCAAAAUCGUCAAGAACUGGAAGACAAGGUGGUUUACACUGCAUAGGAAUGAACUUAAAUAUUUCAAAGACCAGACAGCCACAGAACCAAUUCGGGCACUUGACUUAACUGAAUGCUCAGCAGUGCAGUUUGACUAUUCUCAAGAAAGAGUCAACUGUUUCUGCUUAGUGUUCCCACUAAGAACAUACUACCUGUGUGCAAAAACUGGAAUAGAAGCAGAUGAGUGGAUUAAAAUACUGCGAUGGAAACUGUCACAAAUACGGAAACAAGUGGAGCAGCGCAGUGCCCCCAGUUCCCAGUUGCACCCCUAAUCCUUCCACUCCAUGGGCAGGAGUUGCCUCAGAGAAGGCAUCUGACCACAGGAAGACAGUUCUACGUCUCCAUGACUUGCCCACACACAGACAUUUGCAUCCAGCUCUGCAUACAGAGGAUCUGUACAGCUGAUUGACUGCUUUCAGGCUGCUGAGUUGCGUGUGGAGACCAUUGCAAAAUCACAGUGUCAGUUUGAUGUGUGUGGUUUAUGUCUGCAAGGCUCAAUCAUUCAGACACCCAUUAACUAAUCACAGAAGUAGUCACUUCAAAACUUCUGAGGUUAUCCGGAGCCAUCUUGAGAACUUACUGCUUGCUCCAUCACAGCUACCAUUAGCAGCACAUACUGUUAACACUCAGCCUGUUAUUUAAAAUUAGGCCUUUCUGGAAACAUUAAAUAUUACUUUUGUAUGGCCUGUUGGAGUCUAGGCCAAAAGAAGAAUGACAGAGCCAAUUACAUUUUUGUAAAUAGUAUCUACAUUAACACCCACAGAAUUAAACCAAGACUCUUUUGAAGGUGAUGGAUGAGUAAUACUUCUGGUCAAGUAUAUUUCUGUACAUUUUAGAUUUAUACCACAGUUAUGGCUUUGAAUGAACAUUUAUUUUAAACAGCAUGUACGGGAUAUGGUAAGCAGCAACAGAAACGCUGCUUGUUUAUACAUCCAGGUGAUGAAAAACAGGCAGUUCUCAGCAUGUGUGUGCUGCUACAGGACCCCGAGGAUGGAUGACAGAGCUCUGCAGAAGGCUUUGCUGGUGGCAGCCACCAACGUUUUAGCAGCAUUGAGUUGGACCCCAUAUGCUCCCCUUUAAAAAUGAGCUGGAUUUUGUAAUUUUUUUCCCCUCAAGCAGAUAACUUGGUUUAAAAAACAAGAGGUUUUAUCCACAACUGCAUUCAAGAAUUAAUCACUGCUUGCUUUACACUGAACAAGAAGAGCAACAGGAAAGCACAAUAUACACUAAAAACAUAUACAUAUGUGUGUGUGUGUUUGAAAGAAUAUAUCUUCUACAUAAUGGAUGAAAAUUUUCAUACGCAAUUUGGAAGACUCAAGCACACCUAAGUGUUGUGGCUCACCAGAGUUCAGAAGCAGAAGCUUUGGGCUUUGGUGCUAUAAUGAAAAAUGAGGUGUUACAUUUUGAAAGCAAGUUUUGACACUGGAGGGUCUCAAGGCCAGCCUGGUCUGGUCUUCCAUGUGACCUGCUCCUCUGGGAGACGUGGGGUGAGCAGGGAGUUCCCUCUCUCUGUAAUGGUCACAUUUCUGAUGAACCGCUGCUUGCAUGGAAACCUUUUCCCUGGACAAUGUGCAGCAGCAGCUCAGUGUUCAGUAGAUGCCUUUACUGUGAGAAAGCUGAAGAGAAAAAGGGGGAGAAACGUACUAGAAGAACAUACUAGAAGGAAAAUCCAGCUUUGGACAGGAAUAGCAUUUUAUUUCAACUUAUACAUUCAAAAUAUUUGUAAAUAUUUUUAUACACUGUUUUCUGAAUAAAAAGUCAUUAUAAAACUACCAAAGGUCUUCUGUAAUUCUGUACAGUAUCGUUAAAGCUUUGCAAAAUACAUUAGUCUUUCUUUUUGCCUUAAAAGUCAAUAUAACAACUUGCAUCUCCAACUUAGUUAAAAAGCACUGAUGACUUGGCACGCAAUAAAGGCAGAGUCAGGAGAAGAAAGAUCUGAUGUUCUCCCGUACCAUUGCUCUCCUGUGCACCUGGGAACAAAGCUCCAAGUGCAACCACAGAAGCAACCUUCCUCUUCACAUAUUUCAAAAACAUCAGAAGCAAGCUCAGUACAUGAUGCCACAGACAGCAGCCAGCAAAUCAGUACUUGGUUGGCUUAGGAAGCAUUUUGGGCAAGGGCACCGGAUGGGUUGAGCCGGAAAUAACAGCAAGAGAUUCUCCCUGGAUGGAACAGGAAUGAUUUUUGCCACAAGCACCCACACAGAUGCCUUGGGGCCCAGUUACCCAGAGCUGUCUCUGUGAUUACAGCUACAGAAAGCUUGAGCUAGGAGCUCAGUUUAAAUGGGAAAGGGUUGACUGAGAAUUUUUAAUCUGUGAGAGCUUCUGAGCAAAGAACUCCCGGCCCUCACUCUUGGCACAGAGAUGGUCAAGGUAUAAGCGUGAUGUCAGAAACUUGCUAAGAAAGCUCCAUUACACCAACAGUUUUAGAUUUGACUGUAUGCACUAGAGUCAUAGAGAGACUGAGGGAGAAGAGAGGAGAGGCAGAGGGCAUGGGCUGGAACCCCUGUGAUCUUAUAAAUAGGAAGCCAGUCAGCUACUAACUUCUCCAUCUACAUAUUGACACAGGAUGCAAUAUCCACUCAACCCCAUUGAGAAGGGGAAUGGCUUAGUUGCCAGCCUGUAA
Messenger RNA from Phasianus colchicus (ring-necked pheasant), 3242 nucleotides. RefSeq names its product dual adaptor of phosphotyrosine and 3-phosphoinositides 1 (gene DAPP1). The record is from RefSeq and is a predicted model, not a curated record. Lineage: Eukaryota; Metazoa; Chordata; Aves; Galliformes; Phasianidae.